Messenger RNA from Enhydra lutris kenyoni (northern sea otter), 558 nucleotides. Its product is annotated as colony stimulating factor 2. The coding region runs from base 10 to 471 and encodes 153 amino acids. Lineage: Eukaryota; Metazoa; Chordata; Mammalia; Carnivora; Mustelidae. The record is from RefSeq and is a predicted model, not a curated record. Gene Ontology annotation, molecular function: growth factor activity; granulocyte macrophage colony-stimulating factor receptor binding; cytokine activity. Gene Ontology annotation, cellular component: extracellular region. Gene Ontology annotation, biological process: immune response; myeloid cell differentiation. The transcript is spliced from 4 exons.
CUCAGGAGGAUGUGGCUGCAGAACCUGCUUUUCCUGGGCACUGUGGUCUGCAGCAUCUCUGCACCCACCAGCUUACCCAGACCUGUCACUCGACCCUCUCGGCACGUGGAUGCCAUCCAAGAGGCCCUGAGCCUUCUGAACAAAAGUAGUGAUGAGACUGCUGUGAUGAAUGAACCAGUAAAAGUCGUCUCUGGAAUGUUUGACCGCCAGGAGCCGACAUGCCUGCAGACGCGCCUACAGCUGUACAGUGAAGGCCUGCGGGGCAGCCUCAUCAGCCUCAAGCAACCCUUAACCCUGAUGGCCAACCACUACAAGCAGCACUGCCUCGAAACCCCGGAAACUCCCUGUGCAAUCCAGACUAUCACCUUCAGAAGUUUCAAAGAAAACCUGAAGGAAUUUCUGUUUAACAUCCCCUUUGACUGCUGGCAGCCAGAAGCAACAGAGGCCGGUCCAACCAGGAGCCAGCCCUGAGAGUGUAGUUCCCGAACCACUGCACUCCUACCCACGGACUGCUGAAACUCAGGAUCUUCACCUUCGAGGGACCACAGGGCGGGCCAG